AUGAGUAUAAUUAAGUGUAUUUUAGCAUUAUUCAUAUUAUCAGUGUCAGUAUUUCUUUUAAUUUUUGCAAAUCUAUAUGAUGUUAAUGCUGAAAAUGGCGAUAAAAUUAAAAACAAAGUUAUAGAAGAUACAAAUUCUGGAAACAGUAAAUUAGAUGAGAACCAACAAGAUCUCUUUUGGUUUGUCCAAAUUAGUGACUUGCAUAUAUCCAAGUUUAAAGAUCCGACAAGAAUUGAUGAUUUCCGAAAAUUUUGUUCAGAGGCGCUUGAUGUAAUUAAGCCGAAAGUUGUGAUUGCUAGUGGUGAUCUAACUGACGCAAAAGAUACAAUUUUGGGAAGUGACCAAUAUAUAGAGGAAUGGCAGGCAUAUUACAGUGCACUAGUUGACACUGGGGUGUUUGCAAAAACUAAAUGGCUUGAUCUACGAGGAAAUCAUGAUAAUUUCAAUGUUCCUGAAUUGCAUGGCAAAAAUGAUUUAUUCAGGAACUAUUCUUCGCAAGGACGGUACCAUAAAAAAUCAUAUAUCCAACAAAUCACUAAUAAUGGAGCUACGUAUAACUUUGUAGGGCUUGAUUGUAGUAUAGAGCCUGGGUCAAAAAGACCUUAUAAUUUCAUUGGAAUGAUUGAUGAUGCGGAAUUGCAGCAUGUUAAGAAUAUUGUAGAAAAAAAUAAAGCUGAUUACACAAUCUGGUUCGCUCAUUAUCCAACAUCAACAAUUAUGACUCCAGCAAAUCACCCAAACAUUAAGAAAUUCGUUGGUCAAUUUGAUAACUCAAUCUUAUUUAUAGCUGGGCAUUUACAUACAUUAGGGAGAUUAGUGAAUCGAAUGUACACAUUACAUGCUGAAGGAUUUUUGGAACUAGAACUAGGAGAUUUUAUAAGAACUCGUAGGUUUCGUAUUGCAGCUAUUGAUCAUGGAUUGCUGACAAUAAUUGAUAGACCACUUGAUACUUAUCCUAUUGCCUUAAUAACAAAUCCCAAAAACAUGCUAUUCAACAAUCCAUUUAAAGAAAAUAUUAAUUUAAUUAAGGAAUCAACUCACAUAAGGAUUCUGGCAUUUUCAAAAUCAGCAAUAACUUUAUGUCAAAUUGAUAUCGACGACGAAGGAUGGAAGAAAUGUGAGCAGAAGAAUGACAAUUUCUUCGUGGUUCCUUGGAAUCCAUCAAAAUACAUUAGUGGCAAGCAUAAGAUUAAAAUUCAUGUUGUAGAUGCUAACGGGGGAACUUUCGAGGACGAACAUUUUUUUGCGACUGAUGGAACUAAGAUUUCUUUCGAUUUACUGGCCCGAUUUAUAUUAAUGUCGGAUUUAACGACAGUAUUCCAAAUUGGAUAUAUCGUUGCAUUGAUUGUGUGCUCACUUCCGCUCCUUAUUUUCAAGAUAUGGCAAAUGCUUCUAAAAUACCGAUUAAUUCAAAAACCAAAAAUCCAAUCUGCUUAUUCGAGACGACUUGUUCAAAAAUAUGUGAUUCUAUGCAGUAUAAAUCGCAUAUACUUUGGAUUAGUGAUAAUGUUAAUUUGGACAACACUUGGACCUUGGUCAUUCCAUGAGAUUCUCGACGGCUAUAGAGGAUACAUCUUUUUAUGGGGAAUAUUUGUUAAAGGACAAUUUGUUCCUGGAACUUUAACUUAUUGGUAUGGAAUUCAUCAACUAGCUUGGUUCCAAUUUCCCUUAACGAUCAUACUAGCUGGAGUUGUUAAGAGAAGCUUUAACAGAUGUGUGACUGGACAAAAACCUGAAGAGAAUUUCUUAAAAGUUAUUAAAUCAAAUUUACCAUUCCUUGCAUUAAUCAUAGCAGAAAUCUUAUUGGCUAUAUUUUAUCUAAUCCAGAAUGGCUUGAUUGCAUUCUUAAUUGCUCCACUUCGAGUAUGGAGUCUUAUUUACAGUAUAUACUUAUUUUAUCAAGCACAUUACAAGAUUCCAGAAAGUUGCUUUAAAAGUUCUGUAAGAAUAUUUAUCGAGGAUGAACCUAAGCAAUCUUAA
This is a messenger RNA of Chironomus riparius, 1980 nucleotides long. The record is from the annotation of a GenBank genome assembly. NCBI's taxonomy places the organism in Eukaryota, Metazoa, Arthropoda, Insecta, Diptera, Chironomidae.